Molecule: messenger RNA, 988 nt
Organism: Dioscorea cayenensis subsp. rotundata (Guinea yam)
Lineage: Eukaryota; Viridiplantae; Streptophyta; Magnoliopsida; Dioscoreales; Dioscoreaceae
Product: exosome complex exonuclease RRP46 homolog
Biological process (GO): poly(A)-dependent snoRNA 3'-end processing; rRNA catabolic process; nuclear mRNA surveillance
Cellular component (GO): cytoplasmic exosome (RNase complex); nuclear exosome (RNase complex); nucleolus
Source: RefSeq, a predicted model, not a curated record
GAAUUCUCAGGUUUAGGAGGAGGGAAGGGGCUAGGGUUUUGAUUUGGCAGGGAGACUUUGAAUUUCGGCCACUUUCUCAAACUAAGAAUCAUCGGAGCAAUGGGGAUGGAUCGGGGCGAUGGUCGUACUCCGAACCAGAUGCGGCCGCUCGCGUGCUCUCGCAAUCUCCUUCACCGUGCCCAUGGUUCUGCUCGCUGGUCCCAAGGCAAUACUAUUGUUCUGGCUGGUGUUUAUGGACCAAAAGCUGGGACGAGAAAGGGUGAAAACCCUGAACUGGCUUCUAUUGAAGUUAUCUGGAAACCCAAAACUGGACAAAUAGGUAAACAGGAGAAAGAGUAUGAGAUUAUCCUAAGGAGAACCUUGCGAAGCAUCUGCCUUCUGACUGUUCAUCCAAACACAACAACUUCAGUUAUAUUACAGGUUGUUGGUGAUGAUGGUGCUCUUCUCCCAUGUGCCAUAAAUGCGUCUUGUGCUGCACUUGUUGAUGCUGGUAUCCCUUUAAAGCAUCUUGCUGUUGCAAUCUGUUGUGCCCUAACAGAGCAUGGAUCUUUGAUUCUAGAUCCUACAAAGAUUGAGGAGCAGAAAUUGCAGGCGAUUGCAAAUUUGGUUUUUCCAAAUCCUCCUACUUCAGUCAUUCCUAAAGGCUCGUCGCCAUCUGCAGAAGAACCAUUUGAGCAUGGAAUUAUAACUUCUGUCACCCAUGGAGCAAUGCCAGUUGAUGACUACUUCAACUGCCUUGAACGUGGACGUGCUGCUUGUUCAAAAAUCUCAGAAUUUUUUAGGAAAAGCUUGCAGUCAGAUUUGCCAGACAAUGCUUCAAAAGCUAGAUAAAUUAAAGAUCCUCUGGUAAACCUCACCGUUGAAUGUCAUCAAAAGCUAGAAUUUUUUUUUUUAAUGAAUAACUGUACUUGUAUGAUUGUUUAUUAAAAGUCAGAUGUGUUAAUGUUAUAUUAAUCUUGAUUGAGCCUAAAAAAUUAACAGUAUCAUA